GUCCGGUGCUCCGGGAUGGUGCAGAUAUACCAAGCCGUCAGCACUGCCGUGCUCUCAAGUCACUUUUAUCGCAAGCUCAGGUUUCCGCCCGGUACUGGGUGACUGGUGCACACUUCCGGCCGGAUCUGGCGAGGACGUACAGUUGGAGUUUAUGGUACCGAGGGAAACAUGGACAAGAUGGAAGGUUACUAUGUCUCUGCUAUGUUCAGUGGAUGUUUUUUGCUGUCCAGUUUGCUGUUUUCUAAAGUGACCCAAGAGCAGCGGGAUCCGUAUAUGGAUGAAAUCUUCCACAUCCCCCAAGCUCAGCAGUAUUGUCAAGGACACUUUAAUCAGUGGGAUCCAAUGAUUACGACUCUACCUGGUCUGUAUCUGACAUCUGUCGGCAUAGUGAAGCCUGCUGCCUGGCUCUUUGGAUGGAGUGACAAUGUGGUUUGCUCAUCUGGAAUGCUGAGAUUUAUUAACCUCCUCUUUAGUCUUGGCAACUUGUAUAUGUUCUAUUUAAUUCUAUGCAGGAUCCACACUAAGGUUUCAGCAGUAAGAAGAAUCUUGUGCAGCCUCACUUUAUACUUGUUCCCCACUCUAUAUUUUUUUACCUUCUUGUACUACACUGACCCUGGUUCAACAUUUUUUGUCCUUUUUACGUAUUUAAUGUGCUUGUAUGGAAAUCACAAAAGUGCGGCCCUUCUUGGGUUUUGUGCCUUGUUGUUUCGGCAAACAAACAUUAUAUGGAUAGUCUUUUGUGCUGGAAACCUUAUUGCAGAAAAGGUGAUGGAAACAUGGAGGACGCAGUUGAAAAAGAAUGACGAGAAGCCUUCCUCUAAGAAAACCUCUUUAGAGACUGUCGACGCUUUAAAAUUUCUCAUGCUCUAUUUGCGGAGCCCCUUGAACAUACUGACCUUAGCCCUGUUAACAUGGCCUUACGUCAUCUUAGUGUUGUGUUUUCUUGCAUUUAUGGUAGGUAAUGGUGGGAUUGUAGUAGGAGACAAAAGUAACCAUGAAGCCUGUCUUCAUUUUCCCCAGUUAUUUUACUUUUUUGCCUUCACUUUGGUCUUUUCAUUUCCAGUUUUUAACCCAAUACAGAAAAUAACAGACUUUAUCAGAUCAGUAUGGCGACGUCCACUCCUGUAUGCAGGCUUAGUUUGCGGAUCUCUCUUUCUUAUUUGGAAGUUCACAUAUGUUCACCAGUAUCUGCUCGCUGAUAACCGUCACUACCCUUUCUAUGUAUGGAAGAAAAUAUUCCAGAGACAUGAGUUGGUAAAAUUUGCACUUGUCCCUGGAUACCUCUUUGCAGCUUGGAGUUUUUUUGAUGCUCUAAAGACCAAAUCUGUAUUGUGGCUCCUGAUGUUUUUUGUUUGCAUAUUGUUUGCCACAGUUCCUCAGAAAUUAAUGGAAUUUCGAUACUUCAUCCUGCCGUUCCUCAUCUUCAGACUAAAUAUAUCAGUUCCAUCUACAAGUAAACUUCUGCUAGAGUUGGCACUGCAUGUCACUGUCAACUUAAUAAUGUUUUAUAUGUUUUUGUAUAAGACUUUUCACUGGCCCAAUAGUGAAGAAAUACAGAGGUUUAUGUGGUGAGGGGAAGGCUAAUGGCCAAUCAGAUACGUUUCGGUUAAAGGGAAACUCCGGUACAUAAGUUCUUAUUCCCUAUCCACAGAUGGGGGAUACGUGUCUGAUCGGGGUAGAUCUAACUGCUGGGAACUCCCGCGAUCUCCUGCCCAACACCCCGGCUCUCCUUAUGCACAGAGCGACCUUCCUUCCGUGCACGAAUUGCUGUUAACCUCCGCACAGAGCUGUGGCCAACUCGCCCCUCCAUGUAUCUCUAUGGGUGAGCCGAAGACACAGCACAGGAUACAAUCAGACCCCCUGCGAUCAGAUACUUAACCCCUAUCCUGUGUACAUAAGAACUUAUGUACCGGAGUUCCCUUUUAAGGCUAAACCAAUUGGUCAGAUAAUAAAACAGUUUAUUUUUCUUUCUUAUAACAGGGAAUGCUAACAUUCAUAGGUUGGAUCGCUUUUUUUUUUUUUAAGCUAAAGCCAGAAGUAGAUUCAAAAUGAAUUAGAUCAUAGACAGAAAGGGGUUAUAUUUCUCUGCCCUGAUUGAUCCAUUUCUGGCUUUGCGUUUAAAAAAAAUGCUAAUGUUUUUCCACCCUAUUAGUGGAGAAAAAAAAAAAAACAGACUCCAGCUUUACAUGGGCCCUAUCACAGGCAGCUGUCACUGCACAUUACACAUUCUGUAGGGUCAUACCCUUGGCAUUAUAUAGUACCUAUCUUUAAACUGGUGUAAUGCAAUAGAUGACAAUAUGAUUUUAUUGCAUCUGUGGCUCUAUACUUUGCUGCCAAUUCUGCUUUUCGCUCAGCCGAGGUACUUGUAGAACAUAAGGCUAACUGAGCUUAACCUACUGCCAAUUCAGAAAAAUAACUUUAACCAUUUCAUGCUUGUCUCAUUGCAUUAUAGUGUAACCAAAUUAUAAACUAAGGGGUGUCAUUAAAAUGUACAUUUUAUUUGAGCAUAUUAAAAUCACCAAAUAAACACUGUGUUUAAAUACCCAAAAUAAUAGUGGAGACAAAAAUAUAAGUAUAAUUAAGUACAUGGUUCCAAAUCGAGGAGAAAAGAGGGUACAGGUAAGCAAAAUAAUCAAAUCACUGUCCCUAAAGACAGACCUUGCAUUCUUUAUGUAUGCUGGGAGUGCAUACUAUCUGGAUGGCAAUGGGUAAUCUAUGCACAUGUUACCAAUGCGUUUCUGUCCACACAAAC
This is a messenger RNA of Hyla sarda, 2752 nucleotides long. RefSeq names its product ALG10 alpha-1,2-glucosyltransferase (gene ALG10). NCBI's taxonomy places the organism in Eukaryota, Metazoa, Chordata, Amphibia, Anura, Hylidae. Gene Ontology annotation, cellular component: endoplasmic reticulum. The transcript has 4 exons. Bases 169 to 1572 code for a protein of 467 amino acids. The record is from RefSeq and is a predicted model, not a curated record. Gene Ontology annotation, biological process: protein N-linked glycosylation; dolichol-linked oligosaccharide biosynthetic process. Gene Ontology annotation, molecular function: dolichyl pyrophosphate Glc2Man9GlcNAc2 alpha-1,2-glucosyltransferase activity.